This is a messenger RNA of Rotaria sp. Silwood2, 489 nucleotides long. NCBI's taxonomy places the organism in Eukaryota, Metazoa, Rotifera, Eurotatoria, Philodinida, Philodinidae. The record is from the annotation of a GenBank genome assembly.
AUGAUCGAUGAAAGCGAAUUACCAAAAGAAUAUACAACAAAUGAUUUUUCACAAUUUGUUCCCGAACAAUUAAUUUUAGAUCCGAUUUAUGCUCUUGUUGGUUUAACUUCUUUAUUUCAAGUCAAUAAACAAUGUUCUCAUAUUAAAUCUAUACUUGAAGAAGUUGACGUUCAAUUCUUUGACAAUACUGAUGAUUUAGAUCAUUAUACAAAAUCGAUACAACGAAUUCAAUCUUUUGUCAUUUUUAUCGAUCAUCAAUUACCUAUUCCUGAUCGAAACCAACAAGCAAAAUUCAUUUCAUACGAAGAGAAUGACAUGCAUUUUAACGACCUUAUCUAUGAAAUAUUAUAUGAAAUGCGGAUCCAUAAUAAGAGAUCAAAAGAACAUAUUAAAGAUUUAUAUAUGAAUGUAGCUAAUGUCUAUUAUCCUUCAAAAACAUAUAAAACAAAAGUUAAUUUAUAUAAAACAGUAGAUCCUAUUCUUAUUUGA